AUGCUGAGAGAAACAAAACUCAAGGAAACAGAAUGGGAUUUUCUGUUACCGGUUGUACAAGCCAACAUCAACCAAUCGCUGGUGGCGACGCUGGACCACACAAGCCCCAUGGAAUGCUUCACAGGCUUGGAGUCGACCACAGCGCUCAACACCAUCAAGAAACUACGGCAAGCUGUGGAGGAACUACAAGAAGUUCACUCAACAAUCGUCGACAAACGGUGCGCCGCCGAAAACAAGCGAAUGCUUGAGAAGGUAAACCAAAACGAAAUGAAUGUCACAGAAGGAGACUUUGUGCUUUGGUCCCGCGUGGAUAAGAACACACACAACCCCAAGCUACUGGCCACGUGGAUUCGCCCCUUCCGAGUCCUCAAGUGCCUGCUCUACUCAUGUGUCAUAGAACAAUUGAUUACGGGUGUACAGCGCGAAGCACAUCAGUCACGACUCAAGUUCUACGAGGAAAACCACUUUCAGGUUACUGAAGUAAUUAUCGACCACGUCAGUGAGCAAGGGACCACACUGGUUGUUGACCCAAUCGAAUACGCAAGGCGCAACCCUGGUUCUAACCAAUGGGAAUUACUAAUCCGAUGGAAAGGCCUAGAGAGCCUCGAAGCAAGCUGGGAACAGCUCCCGGCGAUGCGCCAGGAGGUCUCAUCUUUGGUGCAGUCGUUUGCCGACCAAUUGCAAAACGGCGCUAAACGCGAAGGGCUGGUCGCGGCCCUAGAAUGGUUGUAG
This is a messenger RNA of Aphanomyces astaci, 732 nucleotides long. RefSeq lists its product as hypothetical. The record is from RefSeq and is a predicted model, not a curated record. NCBI's taxonomy places the organism in Eukaryota, Oomycota, Saprolegniomycetes, Saprolegniales, Verrucalvaceae. The transcript is spliced from 2 exons. The coding region runs from base 1 to 732 and encodes 243 amino acids.